Plasmodium fragile is the source of this 1194-nucleotide messenger RNA. RefSeq lists its product as uncharacterized. Lineage: Eukaryota; Apicomplexa; Aconoidasida; Haemosporida; Plasmodiidae. The coding region runs from base 1 to 1194 and encodes 397 amino acids. The record is from RefSeq and is a predicted model, not a curated record. The transcript has 3 exons.
AUGGAUUCGGGGUUACUGAGGGAAAUAUUAUUGUUGUAUAAGGACAAGGAGAAAUUAACAGCAAUAAACCCAGGGGCACCACAAAUAGGGAAACUACGGAGUAGUAUACAGAGAAAUUUCAAACAAUUCAUGGACCAUAUGCUGGACAGCAGCUGGAUUGAGGUGUAUGCUGAAAACUGUAACAGUUAUGAUCCGGAUUAUUUGACAACACAUACAAAUGGACAACGGAGCCCACAUAUGACGAUAACUAAGGAGGAAACGGCUGCAUGCACCUCAAUGACGGGUGCACUACUUUUUGUGAAUGGAUGGAAUAUGGGAGCGCGCAGUAUACAAAGGACUGAUGACGCCCAGAGGGAAAUAGAAGAAUUUGUAAGGUGUGCAUUAGCCAAUAUAUUUAUGUACCAACUGGAAAAAUUAUUCUGUCCUGAAAAUUUGGGAAUACAGUACGCGUGGCAUGUAAUGCGGAACAUGCAGAUACCCCACAUGGAAAAUGUAAUUCAGGAUGGGAAAUGUAAGAAGGAUAUGUCUGGAUAUGGGGCAGGGUGGAAUGAACAAGCAAAGGCGAGAAUUAAGAAAUUGCUGGAGUCGCAUGGAAGAGAGUUCGGCAGAGUAGGACGACAAGGCACGGCGUAUGAGUGUGUACAAAAAGUGAAGCCUGAGGGGACAGAACAGGAUACAGGUGUCAAUAGAAGUACACCGGAAACAGUAGGUAAGGACAUGAAAAUAACAAAGUACAGGGAAGUAGAUGGUAGAGAGUUUGUAGCACCGGAGUUUGUCAGAGAACGAAGGAAAAUAACAGAGCAUGGGGCCGGCCCAUGGGACGGCAACCAGAGUAAACCAGGACAGGGAUCUUCCCACAAACCACCAGCAGCCAAACCAGCACCAGCCAAGCCGGUCGAAAAACCGGUCAAGCCGGCGACAGCUGCCACACCAGUAGCGAAGUCGAAACCGGCGGCAACACCGUCAUCGGGCAGUGACAUGACGACGACAUCAUCUGGUGGUGGUGCUGGUGGUGGUGGCGGUGGUGCUGCCGCAGGCGACACGGACGACACACAGUACAAGUGUCCAGGGGACACAAUAUUGGAGUGGAGGCCUUCGGAAAAAUAUGUGGUGCUUCCAUAUAGUGUAAGUUUGAGUACAGUCCGAAAGGAACAGGACCAAAGGGAACGACAGAGGAAUAAAAGGAAAGGAUAA